AUGGCCACCAACCGGGCUUGUCCAAUUACAGGGCGAAAUGAAUUUCAUAACAAAGUGGUGGCUUUAAGCAGCCAUGGGACAGCUAGUAGAAUUGCGAAUUCCAAACCACCAAACACAGUAAAUGAAAUGGAUUUACUAAAGUUUGUGAAGUUGGAGGGAUCUGUCACCGAUUUUUCCAAAGUAGCUCCGGAAUCGGACCCAGUGUAUGGCUCCUCGCCUUUAGAGGAUCCUCCAUCCAUCAAGCCUGCAAUACUCUUGAAUCGAAAUCUUUCCAUAUUUACGAAGAUGCAGUCUAGCGAACAACUUCUGCUAUCAGCAAAGAAAAUUAAAACCUCAAGUGGUGAAGGAUCUGAGAUUUCGCAUGAUCCAAUUUGUCCAAUCUCAUAUUUAAUGCUUGAAUUUAAUAAUCAAAAUGAUUCUACCGCAUUAACUGAUUCACAAGUAAAAGUUGGUUCGAAGUUUUCACGUCGAAAUCAGACUACCAAUCCUGAAUUUAAUAAAGCCAGACAUCAUCACAAGCUGAAAGAGAGAUGUCAUAAGUCCAAAUCCCAAGUAAAGGGCACUGCUCAAGAGAAUAUGGGUGCUCGAACUCUACAAACUCCCAAGAGGGGCGUAACAAACACCCAUAAUUGCAACAUAUUACAAUAUGGGAGGAAUGGGAACCUCAUUCAUCUCUCUCCACGAAUGCAAUCCCUUAAAAGUUUUUUUGAAAAAAAGCGCUCAGCUGCAGAAGCCUGGAAGGCGGAAUCACUAUACGACAAUAAGGCACGAACUCCAGGUGACUUACAGUGGGCCGCACGGCAAUUACGGUCCUUCUCCACUAACAAUAGGUUGAAUUCCGUCACUCCAGGAAGGAGUAAUGCCUAUCGACUCGCAUCAGAUAUGACGGGGGCGGAGUAUGGUGACUUUCUCCGUCCCAAUGUUACGUCUAAGCCGAAGGGGGAAAGGAGUGAUAAGGAAAAGAACGUAGUUUCCGAUCUAGGGACAUUUCACCUUGAAGAAACUCCACCGGGAGACAAAGUGACUCCAGAAGCACAAGAAAUUCUCUUAGUUUUAAGAGACACAGUCGCAAUAAUUAUUAACGACAUUAUUACAAUUGACCAAGGACUUGCAAAAAGGAAUUUUAAACCUUGUUUUUCAAUAGUAGAGCACCUUGAAAUGAUUCCUGAAAUGCUGAUAGCUCUCAUCGAUCAUCUUUACUAUACACCACAAGAGUUUGAACUGGUUGCUGUGGCCAAAAACAUAAACAGCUUGAUUGCAGGUGUACUAAAGGAUCCAGUGAUUGUCCUUUUUAAAAUGAUUGAGCUCGGUCACUACCUUUACUACUUGGGUCGCAUUUUGGGUGAAAAAAUUGUGCCUAGGGACCUUCCUCGGUUGUUACACUCAAUCCAAGUGAAGUUGCAGCGAAUAAAGAUUGGCUACGUCAUCCGUCAGUACUUUCACGUCCCCAUAAGCAUGGACUUUAUCCUUACGCCUUACAACAAAGACCGGCAGUUGAGUCGACUGGAGGAGGAAUGUCACUGCGUUGUCAACCUACUCCAUCCUGAAGAUCCACGCUCAAAGUACUGUCCACCUAGCUAUCGUACUAUUGAGGUGGUUUACGACGAGGAGCUUGGACACUUUGAAAGCUUUCAACACCGUCUGAACCGCAUUCUUACACCUCAGCGCUGCACUGCACGCCUUAUCUCCACUAUUCUUCGACAAUUUGAUGGACGGGAGGUUGUCAUGACGGCUGAGCAUGCUGCUUAUUUGCUUAACUCGGACCAUAGACCGCGCUACGAUGACAUUCGCGCUUUUGUUGUAUCUGGUUGUCGGCCUCGUGCGGACCGCCUGUCAAUAAAUGUGUUGAAGAAACGUGUGCCCACCACACAGAAGUACAUUGAGGCGUUGAGAAAAUCUCUGUACUCAUUUCACCGUGAACUGAGCAAAGUGGAGAAGACUUUGACAAAGAAUCGAGUGCCGCAUUUGGAUCCCGUUUUAUUGUCAGCUGUCAAGUCGUCAGCUGUGCUUCAGCGGCUGUGCAACGACUUGCGUCUCACUUCUUUGGAAAAAGCGCUCUGUAAAGUACCGGAAUUACAAUCCGCGGCUUCUCAACAAAGUGGUCCAAAAUGUCAGCCUUUUGCAAUUGCACGAACCAACAGUCAACCAGGCACAAUCACUGUUAACAUAAGUCUUCUGCAGACCAAUCGAAAGGGUAGGCGUUGUCUGGCUCAAAACCAUCGUGAUGAGACUGUAUUUUGCGAAGUAAGUUGUGAACAGAGUAAUGACGAGGACUAUAACUCUUGCGAUGCACCACCAACUUGUGACUUUGGUGUAGGUACUCACGACGAAUGCCGCAAACUCACUAAUAAGUUCACAUCUGAUCGUUAUGAUAUAAGUAGUACCUUGUGUGAAGAUGAAUACUGUCCAUUAAAUACUAACAUGCCCACCUCCGAUUGCUGUGGCAGAAGUUCCAAAAGGUGUGAGAAUGAAGUUGCGGAGCAAUACCUCCCCAGUUUCGGCAAAGAUCUAUGUGGAAAUGAGAGAAAUUUUGGAGAUGUUUGCGAGGUAGUUGAAGGAUUUCGCAAAAGUAAGAUGCAUUGUUCUUCACUACGCAGCCGUCGAGCAGCUAACGCAGAUCCACGCGAGAAUCUAAAUAAAAUGAUCGCCAGAUCGCAGAUAACACCUUCAUGGAAAGGUCGGACACCCGAUCCAGGAUUACUGAAGAUUGACGAGGCUACUGAUGCACGAACACCUGGAUUGUACCAAGGCCGAAUGGGCAAAUCGAGCCGGUUUUGCGAGCUCUACACGGGUGCAAAUGAAACUGCAGAGGCAAGAUCAAAUAAAAUAACAGAAGAGUCCAUGUGUUACAUACGAGAAAUGUACAAAGUUGUGGGAACCCUAUUUCAGCGGCUGAGUGAGGCCGUUGACUUAAUUCCGUGUAGAGACUUCAGCUUGUGUGGCCAAAUACUGGGCCUAAUGCAACAGUUUCAUGAGAAUUUUGUAAAUAUGCUCAAGUGUCUUCGUUAUAGUCCCUAUGAGGAGGAAAUGCUUCCACUAAACGCAGGUCUGGACCAGUUGCUCGAGGAAUUGGAAGUUCAACCCGCCUUUGUGCUUGUAAGAAUGAUUGAAUUUGGUUAUUUCCUCUACGAAAUCGGCCGUCUUCUCAAUGAGGAAUUCAUACCUCCCUGCUUUGUGGCCUUGAUACAUAAGAUUCAGACUCGAUUAUACCGACUCCGAUCAGGACGAGUCGUCAGGCAGAUAUUUUUCGUGCCUAACACCUACGACCCCAUAGUGAGCACCUACUAUAAAAGCCGGCAAAUUCUGCGCAUCGAGAACUUCUGUCGCUGCAAAGUAGUUCUCCUGCCUCCUGAGGACCCACGAGCCAUAGAUUGUCCAAUGGGCUGGCGCUGCUUAGAGGUGAAUUUUGAUGAACAGCACGGUCGUUACUUGGCCUUCAAGAAGCUGCUCGUGGAAGCCUGUCCGGUUCCCCUUAACCGUCCAAUUGUCUCAAUCGCCACCGUGUUUCGCCGACUUAAUGGCUCCGAAGGCCAAAUGUCGCUAGAGGAGCUGUGCAACUAUGAAGUCUCUCGGCCCCGUGUGAGCAUAGGAGAACUCGCACAUGAUAUUCGUUCAAAAUGCGGACUUGCCAGUCUGCCCAGACUAAAGAUUUCGAAACAUUAG
Messenger RNA from Hydatigera taeniaeformis, 3663 nucleotides. NCBI's taxonomy places the organism in Eukaryota, Metazoa, Platyhelminthes, Cestoda, Cyclophyllidea, Taeniidae. The record is from the annotation of a GenBank genome assembly.